Messenger RNA from Cryptomeria japonica (Japanese cedar), 795 nucleotides. RefSeq lists its product as uncharacterized. NCBI's taxonomy places the organism in Eukaryota, Viridiplantae, Streptophyta, Pinopsida, Cupressales, Cupressaceae. The transcript is spliced from 7 exons. The coding region runs from base 156 to 542 and encodes 128 amino acids. The record is from RefSeq and is a predicted model, not a curated record. Gene Ontology annotation, cellular component: cytosol; nucleus. Gene Ontology annotation, molecular function: DNA binding.
GAAUAUAUAAAUAAAGUGAAAAACACGAAUAAUUAUAAUAACAAUCACAACUUUUGCAGAGUCCACUGAUACGUCGAGUUCUAUCCUUCCACCGAAGGGGAAAGGGAAAGGACAGGCAGCUGAAAAAGGAAGAUCCAAGUCUGUUGGUUGCAGGCAUGGCUGAUCCAGAGUUGGAAGCAAUCAGGCAAAGGAGAAUACAGGAGAUGAUGGCACAGAGAGGCAUUGGCAACUCACAAGGUGCUGAGCAACAGCAAGCACAGGAGGAGCAAAAGAGGGAAGCGGAGGAAAAGAGACAAUUAUUAUUGAGCCAAAUUCUUUUCUCUCAAGCAAGGGAACGGCUUGCCAGGAUUGCUUUAGUUAAACCUGAGAAAGCCAGAGGAGUUGAAGAUUUCUUGUUGUCUCAUUUCCGAAUGGGUCAGAUCACUGAAAAGGUGUCUGAAGAGAGGCUCAUAUCAUUGCUUGAGCAAAUCAAUGAACAAACAAAAAAGCCUACUAAAGUCACUAUCCAGAGGCGGCGGAGUGUACUUGAUGAUGAUGAUUAGGGAUAUAAUAUACAUAUUUCAUAUAUAUCCUUGACCUAUAUCUGCUAUGGUCUUUGUGAAAACUGGGUAUAAACCUUGUGAAGAUUAUUUGUAUUUCAGAAAUGAUUGAUGGUUGAGUUUAAUGGGUAUUCUUAUUAGUAUACUUCUCCAUGAGAAAAUUGAAUUUGGCCUUCUUUUUCUAGAAUUAUCAUGAAAAUGACAAUUUCAAUUUUUUUUAAUUAAUUUGAGAUGGCCUGCCUUUUUUUCUGUAUAA